Molecule: messenger RNA, 6604 nt
Organism: Cynoglossus semilaevis (tongue sole)
Lineage: Eukaryota; Metazoa; Chordata; Actinopteri; Pleuronectiformes; Cynoglossidae
Gene: mdga1
Product: MAM domain containing glycosylphosphatidylinositol anchor 1
Exons: 14
Coding region: 1821-4373 (850 amino acids)
Biological process (GO): synapse organization; homophilic cell-cell adhesion
Cellular component (GO): axon; plasma membrane; neuronal cell body
Molecular function (GO): protein binding; axon guidance receptor activity
Source: RefSeq, a predicted model, not a curated record
AUAAGAGUCAAAUCUACUACACAGUGAGAUGUUAGAGGGUGGUUGAAUAUGAAGUGAAUUUAACUGGAGAUAAAUGAAGAUAAAAACAAACAUUUAAAGUGAGAGUUCUGUCCAUUACUGUACUACAGGGAGGAGAGAAAACAACAAAUACGAAACUCAAGAAAAUGUGUUUUCCUUUGGAGAGACGAGCUCUUUGACAACUAAUCUUUGUCAAACUCAACUUUGACUCGACUGCUUUUUAAUAUUUUUAACUUUUAAACGUUGUCCCGAUUGUUUUAAUCAACUUUUUUUUUAACACGACAAUAGGAUUUAAUCUAAUGAGAUUAGAACCGGCCUCUUGUUUUCUGUUGUGACUCUUUAAACACCAGGUUGUAAACUCUUGUGAAUGUUAGGGGUUUUUCCUAAAGGACAAACAGAAAAUGUGUUUCAUGAAUUUCGCCUCAUGCUCUUUGAAGGAUGAAGGCUUCACUUUAAUAAGGAACUGCAGAAAAAUGUCUGCGUGUCAGCACCAAUGUUUGGCGUCUAAGCAGAAAACGACACCAGACUCCCAGUGCAGCUUAAAAUUUGGAAGCUAAGACGUACAUUAAAAGCAGUGGCAAACAGAAAGAGUGCCUCGCAGUUGAUCUGAGCUGUGUACAAAGGCAGGACUUUAGGGAAAUCAGAAGCUUCAUUAAACUUUCAUAUUGUGUUUCCGUGCACUUGCACUUUCAUCUGAGGUCUGUAUUUAGUUAAGGACCCAAAGUGAGUAAAGUUGGCCUCACCUUGGGAGUGUGGAUUAGAAGAACUGGAGAAGUGAAACAACAGUGUUGUGUGAUAUUUUUUACCAAGUUGUUGGUGAAGUUGAAAAAAAAAACAAAACAGGAUCAUUUGUAUGAGGCCAAUAAAGAAAGAGAAACAGUGAGGAGACAGACGUUACUGCGAGACCGUAAUUCUGUCCUGAAUGAAUUUCACAGCAUUUGAAUAAAGGCUGCACUGAAAUGUAACGUUUGCUGAACUCAGCAGAAAAGAAACGGUUUAUAAAACAUUUUAAAUGUAGCACACAUGCACACAAACAUAAACACGGUUGUUUCCCUACUUUUCCUCCAUUUAAGUCCAGUUUAAGUGAAGUUCAGUUAUAAAAGAGUUAUUGUAGAGUGAAGUAACUCAGUUUACAGGGAUUAUAUUUAAUUACAGCUCCACAAACUGUAGUUAAUAAAUGAAAUUAUUUUCAAUUACUGACCCAGACGUUUGUCACUGUGACCCACUUGACCUUGAUGGUGGCUCGGUUUUUAUGUUCCUCUAAAAGAUGCUAUUUUCUUUCAGUGUUUCCAUUAAAGUUUCUGUCAAUUACUUUCUUGGGGUUUAAGAUCUUUCUGGAUCUUUAGUAGUAAAAGGUCAUGUUGGUCAUUCAGGGGUCAAGCGAUGUUCUUUAACUGUUCUUUCUGCAGCUUGAUAGAACUCAGUCAACACCACGACACCAACAGAUCAAAUAUAAAUCAUGAUAAACCAGGCUGUGACUGUGAGGACCUGGGCUGCAGUCUGACCUGGACAUGAUACCAGUGAGAACCGAGGAUCAAUCAGCAAAUGUUUGUGUAUCUUUGUGCCAGUCUGGAGGUGAAAUUCAACGCCAAUGAAUAGCAAUUAUUUGUUGUGUCCUUAGUUAACAAACCGACUGCUUCUGUGGGACAGUUCUGACCACAAACACGAAGGAACAAAGUCAAUGUUUGGUAUUCUCUAUUUUUCAGGGUUCGUCUACAUUUGCUACAUUAACCCUUAAUAAAGAAGAUUCAUUAUCACAAAGAGAAAUAGUUUCUGCCUGUAACAAAAAAUAAAUAAAAAAAAUGUGUCAUGUUACUGAUUUCAGUUGUCCCUUUUUCCUCUCCUGUUCUGCAGAUCUUGACACACCAGUCCUGACUGUACACCAGACCAUCAGUGAUGUGCGUGGCAGUUAUUACCAGGAGAAGACAGUGUUUCUGCGCUGCACGGUCAACUCUAACCCUCCUGCAAGAUUUAUCUGGAAACGUGGGAGCAUGCUUAUCGAACAGAGCAAGGACAACGGAGUGGACAUCUACGAGCCGCUUUACACCCAGGGUGAGACCAAGGUGUUGAAGCUGAAAAAUCUCCGACCCAAGGAUCUGGCCGAUUACACCUGCCAGGUGUCUGUCCGCAACGUGUGUAACAUCGAGGACAAGUCCGUCACUUUCAGGCUCACAAAUGCAACCGCUCCUCCGAUGAUCCGUCUGUCCGUCGAUGACGCCGUGGUGGUCGAUCCUGGCCAGGACGUGGUCCUGACCUGCGAGGUGAUCGCGGGUUUUCCAUCUCCAAACGUGACAUGGACACGUUACCCCGGGCCUCUGCCCCUCAGCGCCCAGGUCAGAGGCAGAUCGCUGACUCUGAGGGCGGUGACUCCGAGCGACGCAGGGUUUUACAACUGCACGGCUGUGAACAACGUGGGAAACCCCGCACGAAAGAACGUCAAUCUGGUUGUCAGGACGAUGAACAACCUGACCUUCCAGAUCACACCGGACUCCAACAAGGACAGUGAAACCAUCCAGAUGGGUCGCGACCUUAAGCUGUCCUGCCACGUGGAUGCCACCCCGCAGGACAAGGUCAACUACACCUGGUACAAGAACGGUGCGCUCAUCUACAACUCGGACAACCUGAUAUUGCUGCGCAGCGACCCGGACAUGGCCCCGGGAACCAGCAGUUUGGAGAUCGUAGACAUGAAGUUCAGAGACUUGGCCACCUACAGCUGCGUGGCAAACUUCCCCGGCAGCAGAGUUCCAGAGCUGCGUGUGGACGUGAACAUCUCCCAGAACAGUGUGUCCCCUCCAGUGCUGACAGUUCCACCUGGAAGUCAGGUGGUCAGUGUGCGAGAGGGGGGUGUCGCUGAGCUGCUGUGCAUGAUAGUGGACGGCAAACCUCGCCCACCUGUGCUGUGGUCACGGACAGAGAAGGACCUGCUCAUGCCGUCGGGUCAGCCGGUGGUGGAGACGCCUGACGGUCGCCUGAGACUAAGGAACGUCACCCGGGACAUGAUGGGGGCGUACCGCUGCCAGACCGCUCCGUACAACGGGCUGAACAUCAAACGCAGAGAGGCACAGGUCCAGCUCAAUGUUCAGUAUUCACCAAUACUGGACCCCGUUUUCCAGGACGUGCGUUCUAGAAACUCCCAGAUGGUGACGCUGAGGUGCACGAUCCUGAGGGCCAACCCACCGCGUCUGACCGACAUCCGCUGGUAUCGCAACGGCGAGAUCAUUCGCAUGCCCAUGCCCGACCUGAAGGAGACGCCGGAGCUGAAGUUCAAGCUGGAGCCCCUCAACAACGGCUCUUACGAGUGCAGAGUCAGCAAUUACGCUGGAACGUCAUCGUGUACAUUUAAUGUUUCUGCCAAACCCUACAACGCAGAAUUCUACUUCGACACACCGAACCCAGUCCGGAUCCUGAAAGGAAACAACUAUUCCUACAACCUGCAGUGGACACAGAAAGACCCCGAGGCCACAGACCGCAUCAUAGGCUACUGGAUAAACGUCCGCAAGAAUAAACUGAACCAACUGGUCAAGCAGAUUGACCUCAGGGGGAAGGAGCCAGAGAAGGGCGUCCUGAUGACCUACACCAUCCCUGACCUGCAAAUCCCCGUGUCCUACGAAGUCCGACUGUCCCCCAUCACCACCUUCAGCACCGGCGACUACGUCACUCGAAUCAUUCAGUACUCUGAACCCUACACUUACCCACGGCCUACAGAUCACGUUUGUGGAUUCGAGGACGACCGGAUCUGCGGCUUUUCUCAAGACCGCAGUGACAACUUUGACUGGACCAGACAGAAUCACCUGACUCAGAACCCCAAACGAUCGGCCAACACUGGGCCCGACACCGACCGCAGUGGAACCAAAGAAGGUUUCUACAUGUACAUCGAAGCCUCACAACCACGGGUUCAAGGAGAGAAGGCCCGUCUGAUGUCUCCACUUUUUAACGAGACCCUGUACAGGGGUCCAAAGGGUUCUGGGAGGAUGCCGUACUGCGUCUCCUUCUACUACCACAUGAAGGGCAAACACAUCGGCGCUCUCAACGUGAUUCUCAGAGUCCGGAGCAUCGCCUCUGUGGACUCCAUGGUUUGGUCCAAGUCCGGACCUCAGGGCCCAGACUGGAAGAAGGCGUUCUUUGACGUCAGCCCCAGUGGACCGUUCCAGAUUGUGUUUGAAGGAAUCCGAGGUUCCAGCUUCGAGGGAGACAUCGCCAUCGACGACGUGUCCAUCACUACUGGGAAGUGCAAACAGGAGAACACUGUAGCCAGCGCAGGUAAGACAGUUCUGAUUGGAGGAUCCCACCCACUCCCAUUGGCCAGCGGGCUGACCUUUGGCUCCUCCUGCCUCCUGCUGUUACUCUACAGAUGAUGAGCACUUCUCUCAGCGCCCCCUGGUCUGCACUGUCAGACGCCGCCCUGACCUGGCACUCUUUGCUCCUCUCUCCUUUCCUUCCUCCAUCGUCUCCUUCACUAGACCACUCGCCGGUCUGUCCUACUUACUCUCCAUUCUAUCCUUUACACUUUCCUUUCCGUUUCUGUAGCCCAUAAAUCAUUUCUCACCGUCUUCGCCGACUUCUAACAUUUGGCGUCAGACACGUGGAUAACCCGGCUGACGUUCAAAGUGUAUUUAGGCUGAACCUUCAGCGACGUCACACCCUCGUCUCCUUUGUCUCUCCAUCAACCUGAUCAGAUUUAUGAUAUCCAUAACACGGUGUCACAUUGUCGCCUCCCCCUCUCCUGAACCCACCCUCCCCGACCAUGCCCGUACCCUCUCAUAUAUCUACGCUCCCCAGGACUGCAGAACCUUGACAGCCCAAUUCCCGAGACACACCAAAGUGUCGGACACCCAACCAAAGAUGACAAAAGACCUAAGGGAUUAAAGCAAAGGAACAUGACUUCCAAGAAGAAAGUGAAAGAGAGGUGGAACGCCUGGAAUAUCAUUCUUUUUCACAGAAACUGUCUGUCCUAACCUUUGGGACGCUGGGAGUCGCUGAAUGACAAAGACAGGAGGGAGAACUGUUGAAGGAGCGAGUGAAUGGACGAAUAAAAAAAUAUAUGAAUGAGGAGGAAAGGACAAACCAGAGACAGAGGGAAGAAGAAGAAGAAGGACGCUUCCAGAAGCCUCUUUGUCUGCCCUCUGCUUGCCCCAAGAGACCGACCUCAAUGCGGAUAUACGUGUACAUUUAUCUAUAUAUAAAUAUAUAAACAUAUAGCGAAUAUAACAAAGUUUAAAGUUAAACACAACUAGGGCAGUGGAGGACUUGAAAAAGUGAAGUUAAAGAAGCACAACGUUUUUACAACCUCUGCUGAUGUUUUUGGGUUUGGAUUCUACUUAUGAUGUAAUGUUGCAAUUUGUCAUACUUAAUGUUUUGAUAUUUUGCUUUUGUUUUUUUGUUUAUGACAUUAAGGGUUAAGACCAACGUGUAAUAAAGUGUUAUAAUAUUUAUAAGAGAAAGACAAAGAGUUGUGAUCCCGAAUCAAGCACUUUUGGACGAAAAGCAAGGACGACACCUGGAGAGAAUGUCUGUGUUUCUUUGUGAAACAGUACUGACCACACACACACACACACACACACACACACACAGACACACACAGACACAGUGGUUUUGUCUGUACCAUCCCAGUCUCACACUGUGCCUCAAAAACAUGCCUCAUCUGUAGGGGACACAGAGGAAAUGCUGCGAAUGAAAGAUGCAAUUAUCAUUACCCAGCAUGCAUUUUACAUCAGCGUCUCACUAACGACGUUCCGACUCAUUCUGUUUUCCCCCGACCACUGAAGAAAAGCUGGUCAACAAUAGCAAAAGUGAGAAUAAUGAACUUUAAACACAACGUGAUUCGGCCUCAGACUGAACCGUGAAACGACAUGAAAUGAUGUUGAAAUCUUCUGACAUAAACAGCCAAUUUAUUUAGAAAUAUUUUUCAAUAAACUUCAUCCUGUCACAUCUGGUAAUCUAUGUAACGGUUGCUUUUGAGAGAGCGGUAAAUUCAGUGGAGAAAAAAAACCUUCACAGACGGUAACGUUGGACAGGAUUCAUGUAAAACCAUGGAACUGCUUCACCAUCACUUACACUGGUCACGGAGCCGAUGUUUACGUCUUAUUCUGUCAGUACCAUCGUGUGCAUCACUCUUGUCACCUGUUGUUGUGUUGUUUUUAUUAUUAUUGUUACUAUUGUUGUCAUAUUGUGUUGGUUUUUUUUUUUUCUAUGGCCUGUGCAGCUUAUAACAACAUCUAUAAUUCCAUUUACAGCCAUCCAUACACAGAUGAUGUGCCUACGUUCCACUGGUACGGAAGUUGGUUUCACUCUUACAGACUGUUCUGAGCCAUAUUUUUUUGUUUCUCUGCGACCAUUUACCAUAGACGGCUAAACGCAACCAUAUUUAUCACUUUCAUAACAACAACAACUCCAAAUGCCUUUGACACGUCCUCAGACAAGCAGUGCUUACGUCUCUCCACCAACCACUGACGGCUGACGGAGUACGUGGUGUUAGUAGAAGCUUACGUUGUACAGACGACGCCGUGACAGACUGUAGGUCCGUUUGUUACCCACGAGAAAUAAAUCCAGAAGGAACAUUAAACCUGGACGUGCAUGGGAUUUCAUC